AGGGUUCUUUGUCAUAUCACUCAUUUGCUACUUGUUUUUAUUUUAUAUCUGUACAUUUUCCGAAUUACAUCUUCUGAAUAAAAUUUUAACUUGUCUCGAGCAAAAUGUGUAAGCCCAUUAAAGAUGCAAUAUGUUGCUGCUUGGGAUGUGGCCUGAAAAUUCUUUGCAUGAUACUUUGUUCGGUGGUUGGAGUGCUUCUAGUUAUUGGACUUGUGAUCUACUUUGUAUUUUUCCACAACAAGGACACACCAUCGUUGAAGGCUGCCGACUUGCGAGACAUGAUUUAUAGCAAUAGAUUAUUAAAUCUGCUACAGCCUUAAAAUUAUUGACAGUUGAAUAAUGAAUAAAGUUUGUAAAUAAUUCUGUAAA
Messenger RNA from Drosophila nasuta, 369 nucleotides. RefSeq names its product protein midgut expression 1. The coding region runs from base 105 to 320 and encodes 71 amino acids. The record is from RefSeq and is a predicted model, not a curated record. NCBI's taxonomy places the organism in Eukaryota, Metazoa, Arthropoda, Insecta, Diptera, Drosophilidae. The transcript is spliced from 2 exons.